Messenger RNA from Cornus florida, 1596 nucleotides. RefSeq names its product SEC12-like protein 1. The record is from RefSeq and is a predicted model, not a curated record. Gene Ontology annotation, molecular function: GTPase activator activity; protein binding; guanyl-nucleotide exchange factor activity. Gene Ontology annotation, cellular component: endoplasmic reticulum membrane. Gene Ontology annotation, biological process: protein secretion. NCBI's taxonomy places the organism in Eukaryota, Viridiplantae, Streptophyta, Magnoliopsida, Cornales, Cornaceae. Bases 137 to 1318 code for a protein of 393 amino acids. The transcript has 10 exons.
AUCUUCCGAAUAUUUCAAUCCCUCCCACGCACUUUCCCCUGCUUUUCAACAGAGCAGUUUCUCAACUCCCAACAACGGAAACACCAUCAUCAAUUCCUCUCUCUCUCGAACGAAGAUUUCUCUUUCUAUCUCUGAGAUGGAGGAGACUAGUGCGUCGCAGCAGGGCAACAUCGCGUGCGCGUCGUGGAUCCGACGGCCGGAAAACGCGCAUCUCGUGGUGAUGGGAAGGUCGAGGCACACCAACCACCCGCCUCUUCUCCAGAUCUUCUCCUUCGAUCCCAAGACUACUUCUCUCUCUUCCAUUCCAUUGGCUACCUACGUGUUUGAAGAAGGUGAACCUGUGAGCCUUGCGGUGCACCCCAGUGGAGACGACUUCGUUUGCUCUACCACCACUGGUGACUGCAAAUUGUUCGAGUUGUAUAUACGAGAAGCAAAUGUUAAAUUGUUUGAUAAAGAAUUACUUCCACUUCAAGGUGUUGGCCAACAGAAAUGCAUAGCUUUUAGUGUUGAUGGAUCCAAAUUUGCUACUGGCGGUGUGGAUGGUCAUCUGAGGAUCUUUGAGUGGCCGAGAAUGCACAUCAUUUUGGAUGAACCAAGAGCUCACAAGUCCUUUCAGGACAUGGAUUUUAGCCUCGACUCUGAGUUCUUAGCUUCAACAUCUACUGAUGGUUCUGCCAGAAUAUGGAACACAAAUGAUGGUGUUCCAUUGGCUUCUUUGACUCGCACUGCGGAUGAAAAGAUUGAACUGUGUCGUUUUUCUAAAGAUGGCACAAAACCCUUCUUAUUUUGCACUGUUCAAAAGGGUAAGAAAUCAGUCACUGCUGUUUGGGAUAUAAGUACAUGGAAUAAUAUUGGGCAUAAGAGUCUACUUAGAAAGCCUGCUUCCGUGAUGUCCAUCAGUUUGGAUGGGAAAUAUCUUGCUCUGGGAAGCAAAGAUGGGGAUAUAUGUGUAGUUGAAGUGAAAAAAAUGGAGGUUUGUCACUGGAGUAAGAGGCUUCACUUGGGCUCGCGCAUUGCAUCGCUGGAGUUCUGUCCCAGUGAAAGAGUUGUGCUUACUAGUUCCACUGAUUGGGGAGCUUUGGUGACUAAGCUGAAUGUUCCAGCAGAUUGGAAAGAGUGGCAGAUUUAUAUACUACUUUUGGGAUUGUUUUUGGCGUCCGCUGUUGCAUUUUACAUAUUCUUUGAGAAGUCUGAUUCAUUCUGGAACUUCCCGCUUGGGAGAGAUCAACCUGCAAAACCAAAGAUAGGAGCUAUUCUAGGAGAUCCACAGUCUGAUGAUCAAAGUUUGUGGGGAGCAUUUGAACAAUUAGACAUGUAAGCAGUUGUUAGAUUCACUCACAAGAAGUCGUGGAAGGUGGGAUCGACAACUGAGUGCAAAAUAAGCGCUCAACUGACAAGCCAUUUUGAGACUCAGGAUUACAAAUUUCAAGUCUUUUACAUGUAAUUUGUGUCAUUUGGUGAAAUAUGUAGCACAGAUAAGAACUUCUGUUUGCCGUCUGAUAUAUUAUUACUUGCGAUUUCACUGUCUGAAAAUCUCCGAAUUGAACACAAGUUAUUUAGGGUUAACAUUCUUUAUAGAUUUGGUCUGUUUAUCAA